CUUCCAACGCGCUCCACCAGCCCCGGGGUUCAGAGCAGCAGACACAUAAACCCAGGCAGGAAGAGCCUCUUUAAUCUCUGCCAAAAGCUGACAUUUCACUAACGGGAGAUUUUAGAAUCAGAAUUCUAAAGCCAUUAAAUUACAGAGACUUUUCCUCUCUUUAAAAAUACUUUUCCUUUUUUUUUUAAGUACCCUCCCCCCUUUAAAAUUAUGAAUGCGGCCACUCUGUUCAAGAUAAAGACUUGGAGGGAAUUUGGAAAAGAAAAAGGAUCUGGAAGAAGAAACACGGCUGGUGCUUCCGAAGGCGCCUAGUUUUAAGAAGGUACCUAAGAGGACUGCGCUAGAUGUCUAGGUGAGAGAUGGACACCUGGUCUCGGCAAGAUGCUAGGGGGAAGUCACAGGGAAAUCCGCAGGGUUGUGGAUUCUAGGACGGAGGGUGCCAGGAGUCCUUAGUUGGCAUCUCCGAGCUGUGCUUUCUGGAGUCUGGAGCAGAGGCGGGGACCCAGGGAUCCUUCUAGUGAGGUUCAGGAUAGGUGCUCUGGCUGGUGGACUAUUCUGGACCGUAGGAGGCAAACUGCGCGCCUUAGUGCGGCUACUGGUCUUGGUGCGGCUCUAAUCCGAGCGGGAAGCAAGUAGGUUCCAGGUACCGCGGUGCGCGGAGCAGAGCUUGGUGUGGGGCUUUCUGGGCUCCUGGGGCCGGGGCGUGGUGUGCUUGCGGAGCAGGAUCCGACCGAGAGAAGAGAAGGCAGGGCGGGGCGGAGCAGUUAUUGGCCAAGCGCUGGAAGAAGGGUCGUGCUCCGAGGUGUCCUCCUCCCGCUAGCUCCCGCCUGCCUCAUUUUCUCUAAGCAGAACAACUUCUCCGACAGCGGUACUAGCCCGUCAUGGACGUUCCAGGUCCGCAGGUGCCUUCCUUCUGAGAAUCAUUUGGCCUUGACCACCUGAGGUGAGCACCCAGCCGAGAGAAGACUACUACUCUACUCCUGCGCGUUCCUGUUCGCACCCAGACAGCUCCCCGGCUUCUGCCGGCCUUGACGUUCAUAGGGCGCCCCCCAGCCCAGAUGCCCGCGCCUGGCCAGGGCCCCAGAGGGCGGCUGCUGAGCAUGCCCGGUCGCCGGGGGGCGCUGCGUGAGCGGGCCGAUUUUGGCUCCAGUCUGGGGGCGGCGCUGGCCCUGCUGUUGCUGCUGCUGCCCGCCUGCUGCCCGGUAACGGCUCAGAACGACACGGAGCCCAUCGUGCUAGAGGGCAAGUGCCUGGUAGUGUGCGAUUCCAGUCCAUCUGGGGAUGGCGCCGUCACUUCUUCCCUGGGCAUUUCUGUGCGCUCAGGCAGUGCCAAGGUGGCCUUCUCUGCUACUCGGAGCACCAACCACGAGCCGUCAGAGAUGAGCAACCGUACCAUGACCAUCUACUUCGACCAGGUCUUAGUAAACAUUGGCAACCACUUUGACCUUGCCUCCAGUAUAUUUGUAGCACCAAGAAAGGGAAUUUAUAGCUUCAGCUUCCACGUGGUCAAAGUAUACAACAGACAAACUAUCCAGGUUAGUUUAAUGCAGAAUGGCUACCCGGUGAUCUCUGCAUUUGCGGGAGACCAGGAUGUUACCAGGGAAGCAGCCAGCAAUGGUGUCCUGCUGCUCAUGGAAAGAGAAGACAAAGUUCAUCUCAAACUGGAGAGAGGCAACCUCAUGGGAGGCUGGAAAUACUCCACAUUCUCGGGCUUCUUGGUUUUUCCUCUAUAGACUCAGAGCCACCAGGAUGGUGGGAAGGUUUUGAUCAGGACCCAGGGAUCUGCCCCCUGUAACACCUUGAACUUGUCUGGAUAGGAUGGCUUGGGCCCACCUCCAUCAGAUUAUUGCCAUAGAAGAAUGAGUUUCUUCUAAAGCUCCAGUAUUUUCUUUGACUAUUGACAAUUCCUCGGGAACCUGGCCUCUAAUUAGUUUUAGAAGACAAGGUCUUAAGGAGAAAUGAAAUUAUCAAUUUGAGCAAUUUGUACCUGUGAUUGUAAAGUCGAUAUCGGAUUUUAUUGUUGGAACCAUUGACUUAACUUCUCUUGUUUGUACGUUGUAUCUUGUCCUGAUGACAUAGAUGCUGCUGACCCUCAGAUGGAUUGCACGCUUCAGUCAGGGCUUAAAGCAAGAGCCCAGCAAAGAACCACCUACCAGACAGUCUUUGACCUGUGUUCUGUGUGUGUGUAGCCUUAAGAAAAAGAAUGGCUUCAUUUUCAUUCUGUAGCUUUUCCCUAGGGUCUUUGGGGGUAUUGGGAGGGAGCUGGGCAUUGGGAACUUGUCGAAAGUGCUUUAUCCUGAGAAGCAAAUUUUGCACGAUUGGACUGCAGCUUUUGUUUUGUACCAUCCAUGAUUUUCUGUUUUCCUCUGGAAGCUUUCUUUUCCUUCCUCAGGUUUCACUCCUCAAAGCUACUUAGUUUUAAUGCCGGGGUCUCAGAGAGAAAACAACAAAACUUAUGUCCAGACCUUUUGUAUGAGAUCAAACAAAACAAAAGAAAAUCUGCAUACUUUGUUUUGGAAAAAGGAAACCAGGAAAAAAGUCAAUAAUUCAAAGUAAGGGCAACAAAUAGAACAUUCUGCAUAUUCUUCCUCGGAGUCUCUCUCAAUGCAUCUUCAAACUUGCAAUGUGGAUUUUAUUUUAUUUUAUUUUAUUUUUUUAAUUUAUACUCUGGGAUCCCUUAGUAACCUGGCAUUGCUCAUUGCUCAUGAAUCCCUUAACAAUGGCGGAGCUCAUGUGACCUAUUCCCCCCUAUGCUCUUCCUCUGGAUAUGUCUCAGUAGUGAGUUAGAUCUGCUUCUGAGUGGCCACGCAAUUACAAGAUGCUUCAAAGAAACAGGACCAGUGCCUCUUCCUGGAGAUCUUCCUUUGAUCUGUCAAGGAGAGGGUUGUGUUGACUGACUGAUGCUCUGUGGAUGAACAUCUGGCCAGAAGCCACCUGGACUGGAAAUCUCAGCAGUUAAAGGUACUGGCUGCUGUACCCUAUGGGUGGUUUUUCAAACCCUGCUUCUUUUGGCAUCUUGUGCAACAACACAAUUAAGUUGCAAUUGAGAGACCUGGUGCAGUAUUUGUGUGCCAAGGAAAUGUCACUAAUCCCAAAGCAAUCAAAGAUGUGACCUCAAACUGGAUGUUAAUUUGUCCUUUGUGUAACAAUGUAACCAAAAUAUUGCUGAUAAAGCUCAUAAUUUAAGAUUCAGAAUAAAAGGAUUUGAUGUCUGUC
Arvicanthis niloticus (Nile rat) is the source of this 3216-nucleotide messenger RNA. RefSeq names its product cerebellin 2 precursor (gene Cbln2). The record is from RefSeq and is a predicted model, not a curated record. Gene Ontology annotation, molecular function: protein binding. Gene Ontology annotation, biological process: maintenance of synapse structure. Lineage: Eukaryota; Metazoa; Chordata; Mammalia; Rodentia; Muridae. Gene Ontology annotation, cellular component: synapse.